This is a messenger RNA of Lepidothrix coronata (blue-crowned manakin), 14634 nucleotides long. RefSeq names its product Rho associated coiled-coil containing protein kinase 2 (gene ROCK2). Gene Ontology annotation, molecular function: Rho-dependent protein serine/threonine kinase activity; ATP binding; small GTPase binding. Gene Ontology annotation, cellular component: cytoplasm; cytoskeleton; centrosome. NCBI's taxonomy places the organism in Eukaryota, Metazoa, Chordata, Aves, Passeriformes, Pipridae. Gene Ontology annotation, biological process: embryonic morphogenesis; peptidyl-threonine phosphorylation; regulation of actin cytoskeleton organization. The record is from RefSeq and is a predicted model, not a curated record. The transcript is spliced from 34 exons. The coding region runs from base 16 to 4314 and encodes 1432 amino acids.
CAGCCGGCGGGGAAGAUGUCGGCGGCUCCCCUGGCGGCCGAGGCGCCGGAGCCGGCGGCGGGGAUGCUCGAGGGCCGCCAGAGGAAGCUGGAGUCCAUGAUCCGCGACCCGCGCUCCCCGGUCAACGUGGAGAGCCUUCUGGACGGCUUGAAUUCUUUGGUCCUUGAUCUGGAUUAUCCAGCACUGAGGAAGAACAAGAACAUUGAUAAUUUCUUAAAUAGAUAUGAGAAGAUUGUGGAAAAAAUCCGAGCUUUACAAAUGAAAGCUGAAGACUAUGAUGUUGUAAAGGUGAUUGGAAGAGGGGCUUUUGGAGAAGUGCAGCUGGUUCGCCAUAAAAUGACACAGAAAGUUUAUGCAAUGAAGCUACUUAGUAAAUUUGAAAUGAUCAAGAGAUCAGAUUCAGCCUUUUUCUGGGAAGAAAGAGAUAUCAUGGCCUUCGCCAACAGUCCGUGGGUGGUUCAGCUAUUUUGUGCCUUUCAAGAUGACAAGUACUUGUACAUGGUAAUGGAAUACAUGCCAGGUGGAGAUCUUGUAAACCUUAUGAGCAAUUACGAUGUGCCUGAGAAAUGGGCCAAGUUCUACACAGCCGAAGUUGUUCUUGCUCUUGAUGCAAUUCACUCCAUGGGCUUGAUACACAGAGAUGUGAAGCCUGACAAUAUGCUUUUAGAUAAACAUGGGCAUCUGAAGCUGGCAGAUUUUGGCACUUGUAUGAAAAUGGAUGAAACAGGAAUGGUGCGCUGCGACACGGCCGUGGGAACCCCCGACUACAUAUCGCCCGAAGUUCUGAAGUCGCAGGGGGGUGAUGGUUACUAUGGACGGGAAUGUGACUGGUGGUCUGUAGGGGUGUUCCUUUUUGAGAUGUUAGUUGGCGAUACUCCUUUUUAUGCAGACUCACUAGUAGGAACAUACAGUAAAAUUAUGGAUCAUAAGAACUCAUUACAUUUCCCGGAUGACGUGGAAAUCUCUAAGCAUGCGAAGAACCUUAUCUGUGCCUUUUUAACUGAUAGGGAUGUUCGACUCGGGAGAAAUGGGGUAGAAGAAAUAAAGCAUCACCCUUUCUUCAAAAGCGAUCAGUGGAACUGGGACAACAUUCGAGAGACUGCUGCUCCUGUUGUUCCUGAGCUCAGCAGUGAUAUAGAUAGCAGUAAUUUUGAUGACAUUGAGGACGACAAGGGAGACGUGGAAACCUUCCCAAUCCCCAAAGCCUUCGUGGGAAACCAGCUGCCUUUCAUAGGAUUUACCUACUAUAGAGACAAUUUGUUGCUAAGUGACUCCUCUCAGUCUUGCAGAGAAAAUGAAUCUGUGCAAUCUAGUAAAAAUGAGAAAAGGCUAUCCCAAAAAAUCUGCUGCAGUGGACAGUCUCUGGCUACAGAGAACAGCAAAGGGCCGUUUCAGAAAAAACUAAGCAAGCUAGAAGAACAGCUCAGUAAUGAAUUGCAAGCCAAAGAUGAACUAGAACAGAAGUACAGGUCUACAAGUACUCGUUUAGAGAAGAUACUGAAAGAGCUUGAUGAAGAGAUAACUUCAAGGAAGAAUGUAGAGUCUGCAGUCAGGCAGUUAGAGAGAGAGAAGGCUCUUCUUCAGCAUAAGAAUACAGAAUACCAGAGAAAAGCAGAACAUGAAGCAGAUAAGAAACGCAAUUUGGAAAAUGAGGUUAACAGUUUGAAAGACCAGCUUGAAGAUUUAAAAAAGAGGAAUCAGAACUCUCAAAUAUCUAAUGAGAAAAUCAAUCAACUACAAAGACAGUUGGAUGAAGCCAAUUCUUUGCUGCGGUCAGAGUCUGAUACUGCAGCCAGGUUAAGGAAGAACCAGACAGAAAGCACAAAGCAAAUCCAGCAGCUGGAAACUAAUAAUAGAGAACUACAAGAUAAGAACUGCCUGCUAGAGAAUGCAAAACUCAAACUGGAGAAGGAGUAUCUCAAUCUUCAGUCAGCUCUAGAAUCAGAAAGGAGAGAUCGAAGUCAUGGAUCAGAGAUUAUCAGUGAUUUACAAGGUCGAAUAUCUAGCCUUGAAGAAGAAGUGAAAAGUGGAAAGAGUGCAUUAGCCAAACUGGAAAUGGAGAAAAGACAAUUGCAGGAAAAGCUCACAGAUUUAGAAAAGGAAAAGAGCAACAUGGAAAUAGAUAUGACAUAUAAAUUUAAAGUUAUGCAGCAGAACCUUGAGCAAGAAGAAGCUGAACAUAAAGCCACAAAAGCACGAUUAGCAGACAAAAACAAGAUCUAUGAAUCUAUAGAGGAAGCAAAAUCUGAAGCCAUGAAAGAAAUGGAGAAGAAACUUUUGGAAGAGAGAGCUUUAAAGCAAAAAGUAGAAAAUCGGUUGUUGGAAGCUGAAAAGCAGCGCUCCAUGUUGGACUGUGAUCUCAAACAAUCACAACAGAAAAUCAAUGAGCUCCUUAUGCAAAAGGAUAUACUAAAUGAAGAUGUAAAAAACUUGACAUUAAAAAUAGAGCAAGAAACACAAAAGCGCUGUCUCACUCAAAAUGACCUCAAGAUGCAAACGCAGCAGGUCAACACCUUGAAAAUGUCAGAGAAGCAGUUAAAACAGGAGAAUAACCAUCUUCAGGAAAUCAAAUUAAGUCUGGAAAAACAAAACAAUGAACUCCGCAAGGAACGUCAAGAUGCAGAUGGACAAAUGAAAGAGCUUCAAGACCAACUCGAAGCUGAACAGUAUUUCUCGACUUUGUAUAAGACGCAAGUUCGAGAACUUAAAGAAGAAUGUGAGGAAAAGACCAAAAUUUGUAAAGAAAUGCAGCAAAAGAUACAAGAGUUACAGGAUGAGAGAGAUUCCUUGGCUGCUCAGCUAGAGAUUACUUUGACGAAAGCAGAUUCAGAACAACUUGCCCGUUCCAUUGCUGAAGAGCAGUACUCUGAUUUGGAAAAAGAGAAGAUUAUGAAAGAGCUGGAGAUUAAAGAGAUGAUGGCAAGGCAUAAACAGGAACUUACUGAGAAAGAUGCCACCAUAGCUUCGUUGGAGGAAGCAAAUAGGACACUAACCAGUGAUGUGGCUAAUCUUGCUAAUGAGAAAGAAGAACUAAACAAUAAACUGAAGGAAGUACAAGAACAAAUUACAAAACUAAAAGAAGAAGAAGCAAAUAUAGGAAAUAUUAAAGCACAAUUUGAGAAACAGUUGUUGACUGAAAGAACAUUAAAAACCCAGGCUGUGAAUAAAUUGGCCGAGAUCAUGAAUCGGAAGGGGCCAGUCAAACGUGGAUCUGACACUGAUGUACGGCGGAAGGAAAAGGAAAAUAGGAAGCUGCAUAUGGAACUGAAGUCUGAACGAGAAAAGUUAACCCAAAUGAUGAUCAAAUAUCAGAAGGAAAUAAAUGAAAUGCAGGCACAAAUUGCAGAAGAGAGUCAGAUCCGGAUUGAACUGCAGAUGACUCUGGACAGCAAGGACAGCGACAUCGAACAGCUUCGUUCCCAGCUGCAGUCCCUGCACAUUGGGCUGGACAACAGCAGCAUUGGCAGCGGGCCUGGAGAUGCUGAGGCAGAUGAUGGAUUCCCUGAAUCAAGAUUGGAAGGCUGGCUAUCACUGCCUGUUAGAAAUAAUACUAAAAAAUUUGGAUGGGUUAAAAAGUAUGUAAUUGUAAGCAGUAAGAAGAUCCUGUUCUAUGACAGCGAACAAGAUAAAGAACAAUCUAAUCCCUAUAUGGUAUUGGAUAUAGACAAACUCUUCCAUGUCCGACCAGUCACUCAGACUGAUGUGUACAGAGCAGAUUCCAAGGAGAUUCCAAGGAUAUUCCAGAUUCUAUAUGCUAAUGAAGGAGAGAGCAAAAAGGAACAGGAAUUUCCUGUGGAGCCCAUGGGAGAGAAGUCAAAUUACAUUUGUCACAAAGGACAUGAGUUUAUACCUACUCUUUACCACUUUCCAACCAAUUGUGAAGCUUGUAUGAAGCCACUGUGGCAUAUGUUUAAACCUCCUCCUGCUCUGGAAUGUCGCCGCUGCCACAUCAAAUGUCACAAAGAUCACAUGGAUAAAAAAGAAGAGAUUAUAGCGCCUUGCAAAGUGUACUAUGAUAUUUCUACGGCAAAGAAUCUACUACUGUUAGCUAAUUCUACGGAAGAACAGCAAAAAUGGGUGAGCCGACUGGUGAAAAAAAUACCCAAGAAGCCUCCAGCACCAGACCCCUUUGCUCGAUCUUCUCCCAGAACUUCCAUGAAGGUACAGCCAAACCAGUCCAUCAGACGACCAAGUCGACAGCUUCCUCCAAACAAACCAAGAUUACUUGAUCUGGCAUUUAAGGACUGGGAUUGGUCAUUUGAUGAUGUUGAUGAUAUUGAUGGUGAUGAUGAUGACGAUGUUUUUGAUUUCUGAAGAAGUAUAAGGGCUAACUGCUUUCUGUGAAUGCAGACACAGUUCAAGGUGAUAAUUUUCUUCCCAUUACAGCAAGACUGAAACAUAUCCCAAAAUAUAUUAAAAAUAUAUAUUUUCCUGAGAGAUUGUGCUAUAUAUAUCAGAGGUUUACAUUUUUGCUGCAAUAUAAAUUACUAAUCUCUGAGGGUUUUCCUGUAUUCUCCCAAGUGACUGAUCAGUUGAGGAAUGGUUGGCAAAUAGUAAAAGGAUAUGUUAGGUAACCUUUUAAACUCUGUUCCACAAAAGCAAGACGCAUACACUACAUUUCAUUAAAGGAUCGAGAGGAAUGAAUAUUAAAAUGGAAGAAACUGACUUCUCAGCUUUUGUAAAGAUGCCACCAGCACGUCUGCAAGUAGAACCGGAGGAAGAUCCACCAUAGUGAUAUAGACUGCAUCUGUAAGAAGUGACCAUUAUACUGUGUAUAUAUAUUGUACUGUAAUACUGCAAGAGGGUUUUAAAAAUCUUUCCACUUUAUUUUUUUAUGCUUAUUAAUCAGAUACCGUUACUUAUUGCAGUUGCAACUAUGCACUUGUAUAAAGCCAUACUGUUGAAGUUUAUAUCAUUCAUACACGUCUAUCAGAAGCUGCAUGUCAGUGUUCAGCAGCUAGUAUAGGUUUGAAGUAUGUACUAAUUUCAGCUAUACGUCAUCAUGGGCAGUCCUGUUUUACCUGUCUAAUUGCCUUAAUUUAAACUUUUUUCAAUUUUUUUUUGCCCAUUCUUUCUAUUUAAGGAAAAAGAAAGUUUACCGGCUCUUAGAAUGCAAUUUUGCUUUGUGGCAGAAAAAAUAGUGCACUAUUUUUACACCUAGUAAGUAUAUCAAUGUCAGCCUAUUUUGAAUGUAUAUUGACUGGUUUUAAGGGUGGAGAAGUGUUGGUUACAGAAACAAUGUCAGAGAGCAUUGGAAUUACCAGACCAUUUGCUUGUACAUGUAACUGCUCAUCCAGCCCUUUUUACGAACCUCAAUACUAGUUAUUGACUUAUAUUAACCCUCAUUAAGUGCUAUGAAACUUCAUUUUGCCUUGUUUUUGCAUACUCUCCUAGAUGUGUUUUUUUUUUUUAUUUCUGGAAAGAAAAAGAAUCUGUGACUAUUUUUACAUUUCACAACACAAUAUCCAAGGACUGUCACAAACUUUAAGAAAAGUAAAACAUACUGUAGAUGUAUUUUAAAGUUUUAAUCUGGUUCUCUAGCACAUAGCUGUAGGCAUAGAUAAAUAUUUCAGUAGUGUGUUUUGAGAACUGAUAGCUGGGAAGAAAGGGCCUCAGAGGCACUUAAUCUGACUUCUUUUUUUUAACUUGGAGUUGUACAAAAAAUAUAAUUUAUGUGGGCUCAUUCAUGAUGUGUUCAUAAUUAUCCCAGAAAAUGCAUGUUUUAUACAACUACAGUAUGCGAUGUUAAACAUAUUGACAGUAAAAAAUAUAGUCUCCUAUUUGGUCUCUUUAUAUAUAUAUAAAUAUAUAUAUAUAUUUAAAAUAUAUAUAUAUAUAAAAUAUUGUGUGGGAGUGCAGUAAUUUAAAAUAUGAUCUAACACUUCAAUGAAGGAGGACAUUUCACUUUAAAUUUGUUUUUGUUUUUGUUUUUUAAAGAGUGUUGAAAUGUUUGGAAGGAUAGGACCAUGAUUUAUUUAACACUAUCAUGAAAAGUGAACUUGGAAACACUGAAAUACUGAAAAUUAAAAAGUAUAUUUACAUUUUGUAACCUCUACUACAGUUCAGCUUAACAGAGCCAGAAUGUAUUCAGUCUUCUAUUUAUGCACUCACAAAGUAAAAUGUUGUUUGUGAGUUCUUAAAAUCAAAGCUAAAACUUUCAUAUCAUUUUUUAUUAGGUAUUCUAACCCAGCGCACAGCUACAGUGUUUUUUCCCUGCUUGUUUUGAUUUACAGAAGUACGGUAUAUUUUUAGGUAAUGCAGAUAUGCAUAGAGAACAACAUUAAAAAUGUAUACAGUAAAACUGUUUCCGUUCACUGAAUGCAUAAAUAUUUUAUAUAUAUAUAUAAAAAAAUGUUACAUUGUGGGAAGUUCUAUCCUUUUCUGAAUUGGAGAAUAUUAUAUAUAUAUUUUUAAAUAAACUAUUUGAGUAAGGUAAAAUAGUUCCUGAACUUGAGAAGCUGGUAAUUAAUUGAAUUUAAUUAUAGAGGCAACUACUGCGGCAGACAUGGGAAAGGCAAGGACAAAGCCUGUGUGAGGAGGGAACGCAGACUCCAGGGGAGCUGUUUGGCAGCUGCUCCACUGCUGGGGCUGGAUCCGUUGCACUUUUCUCUCCCUGGCCUGCCCUCAUUUAUUGUUAAUCCCUGGGGCCCUGUUAAGCCUGACAUUUCAGGAAAUGUACUAUAUUAUAGUAUUUACUGGCCCCAGGUUAUACGUUCUGUGCAUUUAUACAUUGCAGCAGGCUGUACUGAGAUGGUGUUGUAGAGCAAUACAGGCUGAGAGAGAGCCCUGGAGGUCCUGUGCUCUGACCUCUACCUCAGAGCAGGGCUGACUUAGCACCGGUUCCUCAAGGCCAGUGGUAUGAUGUGUAUGAACGUGGAUUUGUACACAGGACACAAAAGGCAAAGCUGCUCUUCUGUUCUUCUCACUUGUCCUGCUGUGAAACGCAAAGAACUCUUAAAUGCCAGUUCCUGGAGAUUGUGUUGUUUCCUUAUUGUCCAGUGGUGACCUUUUAACAUUUUUGAGAGAAGGGUAUAUUCAUGAACUAAAGAAUAUUUGUCUUGAAAGCCACAGAUGUUUAAACACUUUCAUUUUGUAACAGGGUUGUCCCAGCAAACAGGACAUUUUUAUGGCCUGAAUGAUUUAUCUAUAGAAAAUUCUCUCACUGCAAGUCCUUUUGUUUCACAAGAGUAAACAUGUAGCAUGGCCAAGCUGCAGAUUAACCUUCUGGAAAAAUCAGGGAUCAAACUUGGAUCCAGAAGCUUCGGACACUUGUAGGGAAGUUGCUCUUAAUUCCCAAUCCAAAAGCUCACCAGCAGAGAAGCUGGACAGGAAGACCCCGUUGGAGUUAACCGUGUCAGUUGUCAGAAAGACCUUUCUGCAAGGAGAUUUCCAGUUCUGUCCUAGUUGUGUGCUGCAAUUCCCUACUUCUAGUGUUUCCUGCCAAAGCGCAGCCCUCCCAGCACUACCAGCAAUCCAGCACCACGUCUGCUUUUACUAGAGGAAAACUGUGGUUCUUGUGCUUCUGAGCAUGGUUGAUGCUGUAACCAAAAUGUGACACAGAAUCACAUACCAUGUAGGACUUGGAAACAUGCAAGAGGCCCAUGGAUCUCGGCAGUCAGUGACAGGGGCCAGAUUAAAAACAUCACUGAAAUUCCACUGCAGGUGUCCAGAUCUCUUACUACCUCUUGAUGGCACUGAACCGCCUACAUUUUGACAGACAUUCAGUGGCUCUCUGAAGGCACCAAGGCCAGGAAAGCUGCCAGUGAAAUUGUAUGCUUUUUCUCUUUAGUUUCUCAGGCAAUGUCAAGUGAUCAUGAGAAAUUUGAGCAUUUGUGUUUUUAAUCUUAUAAUCUAUUAGUUUCCCAUCUAGCUUUGAGAGGAUCAUCCUUGGAAGAGGAUUUGUAUAUUUUGGUCUCAAGUGCCUUUACCCAUCCUAUGCUUGUGAGGUGAUAUUUGGGAUGCUGCUGUGAAAAGGGAGAAUGUAUAUGAAAACAAACUUCUUACCUGCAUUGCAUUGCUCUUACAAACUCUUACUGUCUCCUAAUUCUGUUUCUGAGGCAGGUGAACAUAACAGUACAUGGUCCACUUCAGUGAACUUGAGUAUUUCAGUCUCUUUCACAUUCCUGGAUAGUUUGCCUCAGCAUUGAUGUUAAAAUAAGGAUUAAUUUAUUUUAUCAUAGAAUCAGAGACUAUCUCAAGUUGGAAGAGACCCAUAAGGGUCAUGGAGUCCAACUUCCUGCUCUUCACAGGACAACCUAAAACUAAAUCAUAUGACCAACAGCAUCAUCCAGACACUCCUUGAACUUUGACAGGCUUGGUGCCUUUUCAGUGCAUUACAGUUUUUUAUGGACUGUCAUCUCUGCACAUAGUACACUUUAAAUUGAAAACAUUAUUUGUGAUUUUUAAGAUUAGCUUCUGAACCACUUAGGGUUUUAUCAGCAUCCCAAGGAUCAUGCGGUUUUUCCUACUGCUUAGAAGUAUCCUCCGUAAGAGUGGGAAGGAGUCUUCUUUUGGAUCUCUGUAAAAGAUGUUGAUGGAGUGGUUCUGAAACUAGUUUGUGUUCUUGGUUGAAGUUGCCUAUCAAGUGGACAGGAAUACACUCAGACAUUCUCAUCUGAGAAAUGAGAUGAGUCUAUUGAGAUGUAUGUGGCUGAAAAGAGCACCGUGGCUUAACACAUCGAGCCUAAUUGUCCCCAGAAACUACUGUAGUGAAUGGAAAAUCUCACUGUAAAACCACAGCUCCAAGAAGUGGGGAUGCAGAGGAACUGUAAUUUAUUGGCACAGGGAUGCUGAUUACCAGGCCUUAUUAGAGAAGAUUGGCGUUUGGAGUCUUUGCUUCUUUGUAGGAAGGAAGCGUUGUUUUAUAAAGGUAAGAAAGACAUGUUACUGCUUGCUAAUGGAAGGGUGAAGCUUUGGAUUUGACUGCAGCUGGUUUUGCUCCAAUAAUCUUAAGAGAAGCUCUAGGAUAAAAGUGAUCUCUCAAAAGGAAAGUCACAGUGAAAGGUAGCAAAAUUCAAAGUUAUAAAUGUGUGUAGUCCCGCAUACUUUAAAGAAAUCUGGAAACACAAUGUCAAUCUGAAAAGAAAGGGCAGAGAGAACUAAUUUCAUUUGUUGAAGGAGCUACAUAGAAAUGCUUUCACAGACAACUGCAUGUGAUGCUUUGGUCUAUUGCCGCAUUUUGAGGUCGAGGCCUUCGGUGUUCAAAGAUGUGAGCCUGUUUGUAUGUAUACUCUUACACUGUGUACCAGUGGGCCUCGUAGGUCAUCUAGUUCUUGUCAUUUGUCAUUGCUCUUUGGGGUGUUUUUUGCCUAGGAUGCUGUUGCAGCACUGGGUAAGCAUGGCCACCCAAUAAGAAGUACAUCAGGCUUGUGAUGUCACUGCCAAUCCUUUUCCUUUGGGUUACCAACUUCAGGCACUGAAUUGCCUUGGAUAUAUGCUACUUUUUUAUUAACAAGUGAACUGGUGGAAAUGUUCUUUGGAGGUAUCUGAGAUAUUAAAUAACUUUUUUGAGGCUGAAGAAGCCAGGAGUCCCACUGUCUGAGCCCUGUUUCAUAUCUGCUUGCCCUGGUGGUGUCUCUUGCCUCAGCUGUGUUCCACUUUCCAAUAGACCUUCAAAGCAGAUCUUGCACAUAGGUGCAGGUCUGGCUGCAGCUUCAGGACUUGCAUUUAUUUGCUGGAUCCCAUGGCCUCGUGUGUCUGUGUGAUGUCCAGCAUAUUACAAUCCUUAUGUCCUGGAGGCCAAGAGAUUCAGUAGGAUCUGUGUAGCCAUUACCUCCCUCUGCAGUGAUGGAAGGACUAGAUAAAUACAAUAAGGAGGCUCCCCUGCAUGUUUCGUAUCCUGUUCAGAGAUACAGCAAUGGGAGUUGUAUUACUGGAAGGUGGGCAAACAUGCAAGCUUAAAAAAAAAACAAAGCUGAGAGAGGAAAGUAUCCUUGAGCUCAGAGUCCAUGAGGACUGAAAGUUGUGCCAACAGUGCAUAUCAUGGAAAAAAAAUUUAAAUCUCACAAGAUAAGUCACUCUCUUGAAAGUCAGACCACUGGAAUCUGUAUUUAGUCAGUUGCUCAAAGGUGAAAGAAUUUCUUUACAGUAAUUGGGUACUUAAAAUAUGCUUUACACGAGCUCAAUUUGUGCUUCAUUAGUCAUGAUUUACAUGACAGAGAGGACACUGAGGCAUAGGAUGUGUAUUCUUCCAUUUAUGAUUUUCAUAUAAUAUGAGUCAGGUCAGCAUCUUGGUAUUGCUGGCCAGAGCCUCCAAAUUCCAAAGCAGAAUUCUUGUACAUUGCAGAGCAGGCAUAUGCACCGAUGACUUGCAAUUACAAUAGGGUGGUAAGUAGAAUUGACUUUCAGCAUGAAGCCAUGUUACUAUUCAGUUUAAAUCAGAAUUAUCAUUAGCUAACUUCUCUUGUCACAUUUUAGGCUGGUGCAGGUUCUGUUCUUUACAUCAGUUUCCAGAAUAUUUGACAGAUAAAACAAGAUGUUUGUCCACUUAAUGUUCCCUCCCUGUGCGUCGGUGAUAGCACAUAAUGCACAGAAGUAGGCUACUGACAAUUUAAGACAGUUAAGAGCUGAAAUAAUGAAACAAAACAGGGUGUUAACAAAAUUUUGACAAGUAUUUAAAUUGUCUUUCAGAUAUCCCCAGUUAAAUUUCAUCAAAAGUAUAAUUUAAAAAGCCUCUUAUUUUACCCCUGGUCCAAAGACUGGGUUAUUUUUCAAGACAGAGAUGGUGUUUGCCCCAAACUACUUCCAGUGUAGAAUGGAAUAGUUGACAUCUUUAACUUGAAAAUAUCUGUAUGUCUAUCUUGCCAUCAGGCAGGAAACACCUGAGGUCCAUUGGGACUCAGGUCUCUGAGACUGCCAAGGUCUUGCAAUUGGAUCCAUCUCAAGUGAUGAGCUGUCACGUUCUUAGGUGAUGUUUAUUGUGGUUCCCAGACACCUGUUUGACCUCAACAGCUAUCUCUGAGAACUCUGAAGCAUCCUGGAGAACUCUGGCUCAAAAUCAAGUGAAUUAAAAUUCAGUACCAAUCAAGAACUUAAUAACAUCUUGAGAUUUUUUUUCAGCUUUCUCACCUUCCAAACUGAGACAUCCUCAGAGCAUUAUUAUUGAUGAAGGCAACAUUUUAUGUUCUGCUUAAUACAUAAAUAUGAAUUCCAAGUAUCGAAGAAUUUGGAAGGGAGUGGAACAAACCAGCCUGAAGAGAAUUUGGAGGGGAGUAAUUAUUAUUUAUCAUCAGAGAAAAUACAUGGCUGGCAAACUACCUCAUUUGAGUUGAUCUCCACAUCUGUUUAGCUUUUCAUUUAUAACAGUUCCUCCUGUGGGCUCUCAGGGGUUAAUUCCUCCUGCCCCUUUGCCUUACAUAUGUCCCUAAAUAGAUAACGAUUGUUUGGUGGAGGAUACCUCAUUUAAAGAAGUGAAUGAAGCCAUUCUGCAAGUUUUAAGCUGGUUGGGACUCUUCAGCUAAUUGUGAAUUACUUCCUCCAGACAGUCAAACUGCACUAAAAUUCACCUUUGGAGCUUCAGUGGUUGUGAGCAUUGCUGCCUCCCUGCCCUACUCCUUUCUCUCCUCUUUUAAUAGAUGAGAUUAGCAGAGCCAGGAUAGGGAGCAGCUACAUGCACAGCAUAGGCCAGUGAGAGAGGCUUGGGGGUCAGGCAGGGACAGGGACUCCUGAGCAGUCCAAGCAACAGCAUCUUUUGCUGGAUUAGAGUAGCACAAAGAAACACAUCUUUGUGCACUGUUUUACUCUGCACAAAAUGCCCUGUGUUAGAAAGGCCCAGAGAGUGGGGGAGAGGAUGGUAUUGCACAUGUGUUUGAUGUUGCUGUUCACUGAGGACAGUUCAGUGCAUCUUACACUGUUCACAUCCUCACUUUCAGGCACACAGCCUGCUGCCUCGAGUCACGACCUCAUUCCUUCCUCUGGAUAGUAAAUCUGGUAAAUGUUUUCUCUCAUACAGUUGAAGUGAGCUUGUAGCUUACCUGUUGCCAAAUGCCCGGUCACAGUUCAUCAUAUCCACAGCUGGAGAUAUUUGGAGUUGUUCAGUGGACUGUACUGGAAUUCAGAGCUUGUCUUUUCACAGGCAAGGAAACAAACUUUUUGAAAGCCUUGACAGGGCCCUGGUUUUGUCAGCCAGGACAGGACAGGCUGUGUUACCUUGUGAGCGUGUUGUGAACUGGUGCAAUUAGACACGGAGUGUGUAAUUCCACACUCACGCAGCAUCUGUGAAUGGAGCUUUAUUACUUCCAGUCCCAUGAAUAAAAGUGGCUUACUGGCUUACACCCACUGCAAUAAAUCCAAGCAGCUUUCCCUGCCUGCCUUUGGCUCACUGCUGCAUUAGGCAGCAACCAACUUGUGUCCACCCGAUACUGAUGAAUGACAAGUUUAACAAGAUUUAUCCUCCUUGUGUAUCUUGUCUAAAGCUGCUGCCUUUAAUCCAGCCACUGAGAAGAUUAUGCUUUACAUACUGGAAAACACAAGGUCAGCGCUUUCAUGGGGCUUGCCCAGAACUGGAAUGUAUGUCUGCUUACAAAAGUGAAGGAAAUUACUCUCUGGGAGGAAAAAAAGUGUAAAACUAUUAACUGCUACUGUCUGAUUUGUUCCAUAUCUCUUGCAGCUUGAAUGAGAACUCAUGGUCCAGCUUUCCAAGUCCACAAAAUUACUUUACCUUAGCUCGUGAAUUACCCAGCUUUGUUUCUUUUCCUCAGUCUUUUUUUUUCACACAGGCUUCUAAGGAGAUUUAUUCAAAAUAUGUUAUGUAUCCUAUUAAGAACUUUCUUAAAUGCAUUUUCAGCAUUUUAUGAUGAAAAAAACCAAAUGAAGGUGCUGAUUCUCAAACCAAAAAUGGAGCAGCUUCACUUUGCUGCAGCAUCACUCAGGAGUAUGAAACAUGUCAAUAACAGAGGGGGUUUGAACUCCAUCCAAAUCUUUCUCUAUCAAGAAGAGGCUUUAAUUUGAAAAAAAAAAUUAAGUGUGUUUCUUUUUUUCAUUUUAAGAUGCUGGAACUCUUUAGCAUUUGACAGGUUAAUAUUCAGUCAGAUGCUUCAAAUAAUUAGGGUAAAAGCUGCCCAUUUAUGACCUGUAAUGAAUAUUUCAUUUUCUCUCCAUAUAUGAAAACAGAAUAAAAAAUCAAAUGCAAUGAAAAUUAACUGUAAGAAUGACAUUAUCAAUCUUGAAGAAUAGCAUUUAUUAAUACCACCUGAAAAAUGUACCACAUGCCACCUGCCACCAUUUAGACCACUUCAGAUACUUUACACAGCUUUAGUAAAAUCCGUAACAGAAUGUUUACAGUUAAUCUCUCAACCAACAUAGAAAGAUUUAUAUAUUUUAUUGUAGCAGUAAAAAUGCUCAUCUUUGACUUGCCCUCAGUAAUGUGAGAUACAUGAAAUCUAGAUCCACAGAAACACCUCUUCCCACCCCUUCCCACUCUAAAAACAAAGCAGCUGUUUUCUGAUGGUGAAAGUCUCAGUCUGAUUGCUGAGUGUUCACUGGUGGAAACAUCUGCUUUUGCACAUCCCGCUCCUCCAUAAGAGUCCCACAAUUUAGCAUGUUGCAAAGAAAACCUGCCUCUAAUGUAGUCAAUGCAGUCUUCCCAUAGUUUUCAGGAGUGUUGGGAUCAAGGGUGCCUUGGUUUGUACAUGCCAAUGAACAGAAUACCGUAAGAAGUCUUUUGAAAUGAUGUAUCUUUUUGAGAAUGUAAUGAGAAAUGAAGACAAGAUAUGUGAUUACUAAUGUAACUUUUGGUUUAGAAGGCAUUGCUUCCAAAGGCAAAAUCCCGUUAAUAGUUCUCAAGAAUACCCUUUUGCCCCUUUUUACUCUAAGUACUGCAAAUUGAUUAGAAUCUCUGAAGUAAAAAUUUAAGUGAAGUCUAUGUUCUUCAAUACCCUUUAGCACAGACAGGCCAAAAACUAAUUAACCACAGAGCAGUAUCACCAAAAACUGACCAACCAUGGGAGAUGAGCCUGCUGAGGUGCAUCAAGGUGCACAUGUAGCCAGGUCACUGUCAGUAUGGAUUGUGUUUGGGGAUUCUGGACAUCGGUUCAGGAACUUCUGCUUGAACACCUUUUUGAACUGGUGGUCAGUUUCAUUCAUUCCCGUACAUUCCAGUCUCCGAUGCUCCCAAAACAGUAUGUUCAGUGAAUGAGAGCUCAGGUUGGAAAAGAAGAAUUCAUAGUUGAGUUUCUGCUCUUAUCCAAUAAAAACUGGGUAUACUGAAGAAAGUGACCAAGGGUAUCCUGUAUCAGCUGUAUAAAUUGUACUAUUUAAGUGUUGCAUGUAAGUGUUACAAUCCCAAGUGGAUUUGUGACUUAGUAAAAGACAUUUAGAACCUUAUUUUGGAUUGGGCCUUGACUCAGAUUUUCUUCAUCCUAAAAUACAGAUAGUUAAUGUUUAACUGAGUUGCUUGCAAGACAAACAUCUGUUGUGGUUUUUCAAUCUUGCAGCAGAAAGACAAGUCGGUAUGUUGGUACAAAAUUGAUCAUGUAUAAACUGAAGAAAAUUGCUUAUAUGUAACCAGAAAGUACUGAAGUGAUACAAGAAUAUAUAAACAUCUAAUUACAAAAUACGUUGUAGUAAAAAAAUCCAGAGAAAAUGUGAUAUUAGUGAAACUUGUCUGAAAUGACCAAUAAAAAUAUGCUGCUUAAA